CGAGACGCAAACACGAGAGCGGGGGGGGAGGGGGCGGACAGUGUCGGGAGUGGGGGAGGCCUCAGCGGCGCGUGGGGCUGGGUCUCAUCCCAGCCAUGUGCACCCAGCGCGGCGCCGAGGGCCGGCUCCCCUCCCCGGGAGGACGGAGGAGGAGGAGGAGGAUGAAGGGAAGCAGAGGGCAGAGCAGCCGCGGAGGUGCCUGAAAGGAGGGGCCCUGCGCGGCAGCGGCGGCGCGGGCGCGGGCACGGAGCGGGCGGCGGGAAAUGGCUCUUGAAGUUAAAUGAGGCUGGAUAAAACGCAUAAAUGAAACAAAGACUGCUCUACAUGUGUUAGGGCUAAAAACACCAGAAGCAUUGCUAAUCAGCCAUUCCUGGUAACUUGUCAUAAUGAAGAAAAUUAGUCUCAAAACAAUUCGCAAGUCCUUUAACUUAAAUAAAAGCAAAGAUGAAAGUGACUUUGUAGUGGUUCAGCAGCCGUCAUUAAGUGAAUUUGGAAAAGAUGACUCCUUGUUUGGCAGCUGUUAUGGUAAAGAUUUGGCUAGCUGUGAAGUCAACAGUGAAGAUGAAAAAGGCAAAAAUAGAUCAAAAAGUGAAAGCUUAAUGGGUACGUUAAAAAGGAGGCUUUCAGCGAAACAAAAGCAGAAAGGCAAAGGUAGCACGCCAUCUGUAAGCUCUGCUGAUGACGACACCUUUUCUUCCUCAUCUGCUCCAAUAACCUUCAAAGAUGUGAGAGCUCAAAGACCUUUAAGAUCCACAUCCCUCCGUAACCACCAUUAUAGUCCAACUCCCUGGCCCCUACGGCCAACCAACUCGGAAGAAACUUGUAUCAAAAUGGAAGUGAAAGUUAAGGCCUUGGUCCACUCCUCUAAUCCAAGCCCAGCACUGAAUGGCGUUCGAAAGGACUUCCAUGACUUACAGUCAGAUAAUGUGUUCCAAGAACAAAAUAAUGGAUUAAAAAGUACAGAAUCUCAGAAUGGGGAUUUACAUCUUCACAUUGAUGAACAUGUGCCUGUAGUUAUUGGGCUAAUGCCUCAGGACUACAUUCAGUAUACUGUGCCUUUAGAUGAGGGAAUGUAUCCUUUGGAAGGAUCACGUAGUUACUGUCUGGAUAGUUCCUCACCCAUGGAAGUUUCUACUGUUUCUUCCCAAAUGGGCGGAAACGCUUUUCAUGAAGAGGAGAGUCAAGUGGAUCAAGAUGUGGUUGUUGCUCCAGAUAUUUUUGUGGACCAGGCAGUGAAUGGCUUGUUGAUUGGUACCACGGGAGUCAUGUUGCAAAGUCCAAGAGUUAACCACAAUGAUGUCCCUCCACUCUCACCUUUGCUACCUCCGAUGCAGAAUAAUCAAAUCCAAAGGAACUUCAGUGGCCUGACUGGCACAGAUGUCCACGUAGCUGAAAGUAUGCGCUGCCAUUUGAAUUUUGAUCCUAACUCUGCCCCUGGAGUUGGAAGAGUGUAUGACUCUGUACAAAAUAGUGGUCCUAUGGUUGUGACAAGUCUCACAGAAGAAUUGAAAAAACUUGCAAAACAAGGAUGGUACUGGGGCCCUAUCACACGUUGGGAGGCAGAGGGAAAAUUGGCAAAUGUGCCCGAUGGUUCAUUUCUGGUUCGAGAUAGUUCUGAUGACCGUUAUCUUUUAAGCCUGAGUUUCCGAUCCCAUGGUAAAACUCUUCAUACUAGAAUUGAACAUUCAAAUGGUAGGUUUAGCUUUUAUGAACAACCAGAUGUGGAGGGACAUACUUCUAUAGUUGAUCUAAUUGAACAUUCGAUCAGGGACUCUGAAAAUGGCGCAUUUUGCUAUUCAAGGUCUCGAUUGCCUGGAUCUGCAACUUACCCAGUGAGACUGACAAAUCCAGUAUCUCGAUUUAUGCAGGUUCGUUCCUUACAGUAUCUGUGUCGUUUUGUUAUACGUCAGUACACUCGAAUAGACCUGAUUCAGAAACUGCCUUUGCCAAACAAAAUGAAGGAUUAUUUACAGGAGAAGCACUACUGAAAGCUUAUGGGAUAUUUGCAUCUUGCACUUUGGGAACAACAACAAAAAAAUAAAUAAAAAAGAGAGAUUGAAAUACAGUUUACAAACUUUCAUAACUAUCAAAAUUUUUUGCUGCCAUAACAAUAUUUCAUUUUUGUGUGUAAAGAAUAGUAAUGCAUUUGUUUUGUUUUUUUUCUUGUUUUGUUUUCAGGUUUUUGGGGGGGACAGUUUUUGUUUUUUGUUUUUUUUUAAGAAUGGUCUCAAGGUUUUUAGAAGUGUGAAAUAACUAUCUUUCAUAAAUGUGCAGAUUAAUCACAAUGUGAAUGAUCAAAUUCUCCUUAUUUUUCCUCAAGUCCUUUGCUGCUAUCCACUGUGAUUUUUAUGCAUUGAAAGCACAUUUCAUGUGUAUUCAACCAUAAGUAAAAAAUCAAAUGAAACUUGUAGAAUGGAAUUUUUUUUUUUUUUUCCCCCUUGAAAUGGCCUAUUGUAUAAAGAUAAUUGUGGAAAAAACAUACUACUAUGCUAAAUUACAGAAUUUAGAUAUACAUUUAAAAUGAUUUCCUGGCAUCCUAACUAAAAAUUUCUGUAGAAGUACCCUAAUUUAGAAUUUAUUAAUUGAUAGAGCUGUUUGAUGGAACACAGAUACACAGCCUGUCUUUGGAAAAUCCCUUUUGCCUAAAUAACAUUAUAAUGUGUACACAUUUCUGGUUAUGAGGAGUUUUGUUUCAUUUUCUUAUAAUUUUUUCUUAUGCUUUUAAAAAUGGCCUUUUAAAAUAGUCUUUGACAAUAGCUACAUAAUACAAAUGUGGAAAUUGUAAUACUUGGAUAAACAUUGAACAUGAAUCACUGAUGGCAUAAUUAAAAUAAUUUAUAGAAAUGUUCCUAAUUAUAAGAGCUAUGAAGUCAUCUAUGACAUAGACAUAUGGUAAGACACCUAAAAUCCUCACCUUCUCGAAGAUAAUUUCUUCCUUACACCAUACUUCAAAAUGAUAGGUUUUUUUUAAACAUUUUUUCUUUUUUUGGAUUUCCACAUUUCAGAUUCACUUGUACAGUUAAUAUUAUUUUGGUUGUGUUUUUAUGGGAGAGGGGACUUAAAAUUUAUACCUAUCAUUCACCAUUUUUAAAAUCUUUCAAACUGAAGAAAAUGGGCUGUGUUUUAAUAUGCCAUCAUUAAGUGCUUCACUUACUAAAGUUUCAGAAGCUGUCAUGAAAAGUAUGUUUUGAUGUAUGGAAUUUUAAAUUUGUUGAGGAAAUAUUUCUAACUUCUGACGGGAUACUGGGAUUCAGAGCCUAUAGUUAAUCUGACCUUCUUAUAAAGACUUCUGUAUUCGAAGCAUGGAGUCUAGAUUGCAAAUUUCUCUUUGUGCAAUAUUUAUCCUUGGCAUUUUCUUGGUUUUUCUCUCUGGCUGUACUGCAUUUGUGAUUUCAUUGUUAAAGGUAGCAAUGGCUAUUUUUCUUAAAUGAAUCAAUACUAUAUUUUUAGCUUGUCACCUUCCCCAUCAGCAGUUGGUAUGAGUUGCUGUUUAAUAAAAAUCAACUUGGAAAAAGGUUGUUGCAGUUUUGAUGAUUUUUUUUGAUGAUUUCUUAUUGUAGCUAGCUUUUUUGUCCCCUAUAGUGAGUCCUUAGUAUUGAAUACAGUAUUGCUGCACAGUGCUGCAAUGGCACUAACUCUUGGGUUGCCUGAAUUGAUACACUAAAUUUAUAUAUUUUUUUCAUUUAUUUUUUAGACAGCAAAAAAGAAAAAUGAAAGGCAGGGGAAGCUUGUCUGUUGCUUGGAGGGAGGGAGGAUAAGGAUUUCUUCUUUUGUCCAAUAUUUUUUUUAACUUAACAAAAUAUUGCCAUAAAAAAUCCUGAACAAAGUAUAUAUGUUUAAUUUGUUUGCUCUGCCACCCGACUUUAUGCAAGCUUGAAUCCUGAUUAUUCCCUACUGAUUUUUUUUCCCCCCUGAAUCAGGACUACAAACCUUAUUAAAAAGGCACAAUAAUCUAUAGCAUGGUACAGUGUUCUGAUUUUACCCAUGGGGAGGAAAAAGGAAAUAAUUUUUUUUACGGAAUAUGAAAAACCUAUGUGUUAGGAUGACAUCUCCAACACUUUCGUCGCUUUAAAAAUUCUUUCCCCAUGCAAACUAGACAGACUACAUAAUAUAAAAUCACUGGAAUGCUUAGUACAUUAGGACAAGGGUUAAAUUUGCCCCAGCUUUUAACAAAUUAAAGAUGUAUUUACAGAAUGCUGUGUGCAGAAGUAUUUAAUGGACCUUGUGCAAGAAUUUUUAAAUAGUGAAAUUGAUAUUCAGAAUUCAUUACUAUUUUAAAAAAAUGUACAUGAACUUGUGUGCUAAAUUUCUUUCCCAUUUCUUCAUGUAUUUUGGUAUGUUUACAUAUAAAAGUUGAUUAUUUCAGAAAUAUUUAUUUGGCUUAUUUCACCCAAUGGUUUUUAAAUUAUCUUCCUUGCCUUGUUGUGUUCUUUAAUUCUGAACUUAAUAGAAGGUCCAGUUCUUUUUGCCACUCUGCUUUCCAUAUAGUAUUGACUAAAAGGAUCUUGUCAAGUAGUUUCCACCUAAAAGGUGACCUACGUAGCAUUUUUUUUUUGUAAAUCUGAAAAUGAUAUUUUUUGAAUCUGCUAUACAAUAAAGUCAAUUUUUUUUUUUAAAUAUCUGCUCUACUGAGAAUCACAGAAUACUUUUGUGUUGCUGAAGCAGCAGGAGAAGCACAAAAGAAAAAACCCUGUUUUGAAAAUGCAGGUGGAGAUGCUUAUAGUUGCCUAUUAUAGAUAUUACUGUGACAAUCACGGUAACAUUAUUUAGUUAUAAAACAAUUUUAAAAGUGCGUAGGAGCAACUGGAAAUAGGAAAUGUUGUGUUGGUUGUGUUUCAUAAAAAUGAAGGAACAAAAUCUGUUUGCCAAAUAGAAGAAAAUAAAAAUAAUGGAUAACUUUUCUUCCCUCUUAAUAGAAGAUCAAUAAUAAAGAAUAAAAACUACUUGACCAUGUCCUUUUAAAGUAAAUUGGUGCUUAUUUUACUCAGCACAACAGUCUGAGCAUUUAAGAGGUGUGCACUUUUCACAUAUAAAGUGUUGUAAAAUGUACUUGAAAACAGAAGUUUGAAAUAAGACUGAUUAUUGAUUUUGUGGUAUUAAUGGUAGAUGUUAUUGGUAACACUGGCUGCUUUGCCAUUUGGGAAAAUAAAAAUCUACCUUGUAUUUGAAUGUUGUACAUUAAAUUACCAAGGUUUUCUUUGAUUUGUAAAAGUGUUUCAGCCAAACAAAUUGAUUUAUAUUCUCUGAUCCAUUUGCACUUAACCUGCUAUUGACAUUAAUGAAAAUAAUCUUUUUUUUAUCAAGGUGAAUUUCCAUCAUCAGUAGGUUCUGUAAUACAAUUAUUAAUUUUAAAAGUUUUCAAAUAAGUGCAUUUCACAUUUUGUUAAAUACAUUUCUAAAUGAACUUUGACUGCUGAGCUAGGCAAAAUAUGUGCAGUUUUCUUACCAUGCGUUUCAUAUGAUAUGAAUACAGGAACUAUAAAUUAAACCAUAAUACCAGCAAUAUAUAGGUUAUAAUUCCAGUAAGGAAUAGUCCUCAUUUAUCUAACUUUUAAAUUCUAAGCUAAACUCUGGGUACAAUAGUGAUUGCCAGUUUUUUAAAAUACUUUUUAAAGUUCUGCAAACAGUAAAACUUAAAGCAUUCUUUGUUAAAACAUGAAAUAGUUGAUAGCUCGUAACAUGGCAAAUAUUAUGGAAUUUCCUGUAUCUUGAAAGUUUCCAAAUGCUACAUGCAGUUGAUGAAAAAAUAUUACUGAAUUUUGUACUGAGUAUAUGUUGGGUUAAAGAAUUUUUAUAGUGGUGAUGGAGUGCCAUGAAAUUAAUAUUUGCAAUCCAGAUUGCUGUAGUUUACACUUUUCUGUAUGUUUCAAACCAGGUGUGCACUAUUUGUGCAAAAGCACACCACAGAAUGAAUUAUCCAAAGUCCAUUGAUUUUAAUAUGUGUUUUGGUUUGUAAACAAAAUUAUAGUAAUUUCUUGCACAUUUUUGAAAAAUAAUUGUAUAAGGAUUUAUGUAUCUGCUUCUAGAUACAGUGUGUAAAUAAAAAUUUCAUUCACAAAAGAA
This is a messenger RNA of Alligator mississippiensis (American alligator), 6063 nucleotides long. It is a transcript of the gene SOCS6, whose product is annotated as suppressor of cytokine signaling 6. The record is from RefSeq and is a predicted model, not a curated record. Gene Ontology annotation, cellular component: phosphatidylinositol 3-kinase complex. The transcript has 2 exons. Lineage: Eukaryota; Metazoa; Chordata; Crocodylia; Alligatoridae. The coding region runs from base 387 to 1988 and encodes 533 amino acids. Gene Ontology annotation, biological process: regulation of growth; protein ubiquitination; phosphatidylinositol phosphate biosynthetic process. Gene Ontology annotation, molecular function: 1-phosphatidylinositol-3-kinase regulator activity.